Messenger RNA from Erythranthe guttata (spotted monkey flower), 1856 nucleotides. Lineage: Eukaryota; Viridiplantae; Streptophyta; Magnoliopsida; Lamiales; Phrymaceae. The record is from RefSeq and is a predicted model, not a curated record.
CACCUCCAGAGAUAGAGUGUAAUUACGAAAAAACUCAUUUUCGGUAAAUUGCAUUCAACCCCCUGCAAUUAUAUUUUUUUACACCCACCCUCUACAAACGAGUGUUAAUGUAAGAAAUCUACAGCUUGCAAGGGUUGGAUGUAAUUAUGGAAAAUUAGGGAUUUUUUCGUAAAUAAACCUUGCCUCAGGGGGUUUAUCGUAAUUAUGGAACUCGGACCAUUUGUAUAACAAAACAAAAUUUGUUUACAUAUUUUCAUCCGAUAAAGUUCCGGUCGAACUUCGAGUUCGAUUGGGAAAAAAACCAAUAAAUUGUACAUAUAAAAGAUCAAGUUAAUCGAGCUUUGUUCUUGUUCCCUUGAAUAUAAGAUCGUUCGAGAUCCGACCACUAGAUUGUCAAUCAAACUUUUAAAUUUCGAUAAAUAAUCAAAUAAACUGAACAGUUAUGGAUUUGACUCGACUCGAUUCUUCUACGUAUCUAGUACCGCUUAUUAAAUCAAAUUUAAAAAAAAAUCAAAUUAUUCGAGUUAUUUAUGUUCGGAUUGAUAAAACUUAAAAGUCGGAUCGAGCUCGGUUUGAUUUUUAUUUACAAAUUUACAACUAAGGUAGGUUGAGAUGCCACUGAUCUUAAAUGCCACAAUAACUAUGUAGUAAUCUGCAGAAGAAAGAAACGAACCUAAAACCCCUUAAAACCAUGGAAAUAAAUGUAAAAUGGACAAAAAACCAUGCAAAAACGCCAGCUUUUUCAUCGACACGAUUUGUUUAUAUUUAUUUUUCGACCGAAAAAAACGCCUAUAAAAUCCCACUAAAUUAUUCUUUUCUAUAAUAAUUUGCAAGAAAAUCAUCAAAACCAUGAAAGCUGUGAACCAUGGUUUCUGGUUCUUGAUGAUAAUGCUGUCUGGUUUUUUAGCAGAGAAUAAGAAUAAUAAUGUAUUGGUUGAAGGUCAUCAUGCAUUUUGUGAUCCAUUCCAUAAGCUUUGUUUUAGCUUCAAUUGGCCCCACCACCACCACUUUCACCACCCAUUGCCGCCGCUUCAUCACAAGCCUCCUCCGGUGAGCAGCACUCCUGUCCCGGAACCACCACCGGCGGAACAUCCACCAUCUCCGCCGGUUUAUGGGCCAAAACCACCAACUCCGGUCCACCAACCACCGGAAGUUACUCCACCGCCAUCUCCUCCGGUUUAUGGGCCAAAACCACCAACUCCGGUCCACCAACCACCGGAAGUUACUCCACCGCCAUCUCCUCCGGUUUACGGGCCGAAACCACCAACUCCGGUACAUCAACCACCGGAAGUUACUCCACCGCCAUCUCCGCCGGUUUAUGGACCACAACCACCAACUCCGGUUCAUCAACCACCAGAAGUUAAUCCACCACCACCAAUCACCGAAAAACCGCCUACUAAUCCGCCAUUAGUACCCAAACCCCCCAUCGGCGGUCAUCAUCACCACCAUCAUCCCGGCCACCAACACCACCAUCAUUUUCCAAGAAAGCAACCACCGCCAAUUCCAAUUUGCCAACCAUCUCCUACAACACCACCACCAUCACCUCCGAUUUAUAACCCUUCACCACCAUCGGUUCCAACUUAUACUCCUUCACCAAACCCGCCUCCCGUUUCAGGACCGCCGUCCGUUCCAGAAUACGGCUAUCCACCACCAUCACCACCAUAUCCAUGACCUACUAUCAUCUCGUUUUUAGUCGUUGACUAAUGAGAGUGCAUCUGACAGUAGCGGUUUGACUUCCGAAAUCAUAAGCUUGUUAUCGAUGUAUGUAUGCUCUGCAUAAGUUUGUCUUCUCUUGUGAAAUUAGACUUCAAUAAAUAUGAGAUUAGUGUGUUUAAUUUUUCCUAUUUACCUAUAUA